CAGGUAAAAUGGCGGCGCCCAGCAGAUCCGAGGAAAGUUACGACGAGGACUUCGAUUAUCGCGGAACUAGGAGAAAGAAACCGUGCCGAGCAUGCUCAGACUUCAAGGCUUGGGCCAAGAGUAAGGGUGGAGCCACUCCCAAAGAAGCGGGCCCGACGCAAGCGGGCGAUGCUGGUCCGGCGGCCGACCGCGAGUGUCCACCGGACCGGUCCCAGCUGGGCCGCUGCACGUGGUCCCUCCUCCACUCGGUGGCCGCCUACUACCCCAAGAGGCCCAGCGCGGAGCAACAGCGUGACGCCGACCAGUUCUUCCGGCUCUUCUCCAGGCUCUACCCGUGCAGGGACUGCGCCGAGGACUUCCGCGCAGAGCUCGACUCCAGCCCUCCCCGUGUGGCGAGCCGCGCGGAGCUGGCCCAGUGGCUCUGCGAGCAGCACAACGUGGUCAACCGGAAGUUGGGCAAGCCCGAGUUCGACUGUUCGCGCGUCGACGAGAGAUGGCGCCGCGGUUGGGACGACGGCUCGUGCUCCUGAUUGGCCGCGGUGACGACGAACUCCAGCCCCUCUCCAUUCCCGCUCGUCGCGUCGACGGACUAUAUAUGCCGACGCCAUUUUUGUAGAUAACGAAACACCCUUCGGCGCAGCAGAGAUGUGCAGUGACGUCAUUCGCGUGCAACGAAGCUGCUACAGCGCUAGUCAUUAUACCGAGAUUGAUGAAAGAGAAA
Messenger RNA from Dermacentor silvarum, 721 nucleotides. RefSeq names its product FAD-linked sulfhydryl oxidase ALR (gene Alr). The transcript is spliced from 3 exons. The record is from RefSeq and is a predicted model, not a curated record. Gene Ontology annotation, molecular function: flavin adenine dinucleotide binding; flavin-dependent sulfhydryl oxidase activity. Gene Ontology annotation, cellular component: mitochondrion. Lineage: Eukaryota; Metazoa; Arthropoda; Arachnida; Ixodida; Ixodidae. The coding region runs from base 9 to 530 and encodes 173 amino acids.